AUGACGACCGAACCUCUUCCACGACAUGCCGAGGACCUCCGAAGGGAAAUUAAGUCAAUGAUACCAGAAGCUUGCGCCAUCAAAGAAGAUCAGCUGCAGUUCGCUACGGUUUCAAGUGAGGAUUCAGAGGGAAACAAAGAAUAUGUCGGGGAGCUACUUGGGAAAAAGGUUUCCGCUUUGGUUCAGCAACUGCCGAUAGGUGCUGGAUGGGGAUGGACUCUCGUCUAUUUUCGAAAGUCGCGGGGGGUAAUGAAUGUAUUGAAGGAUAUGUACUUGAUUCCGCUUUCUGGCGGCGCAACGAUCACCCCAGGCGGCUCGCUUGAAGAAGGGACAUAUACACAUAUCAAGGACGAGCCUGUGUUAAGCUCAGACACGGCAGUAAUAUUUAUUGCGCGUCCUUAA
Molecule: messenger RNA, 402 nt
Organism: Penicillium nucicola
Lineage: Eukaryota; Fungi; Ascomycota; Eurotiomycetes; Eurotiales; Aspergillaceae
Exons: 2
Coding region: 1-402 (133 amino acids)
Source: RefSeq, a predicted model, not a curated record